Molecule: messenger RNA, 2246 nt
Organism: Aspergillus welwitschiae
Lineage: Eukaryota; Fungi; Ascomycota; Eurotiomycetes; Eurotiales; Aspergillaceae
Product: fungal specific transcription factor domain-containing protein
Exons: 9
Coding region: 1-1983 (660 amino acids)
Biological process (GO): DNA-templated transcription
Molecular function (GO): DNA binding; zinc ion binding
Source: RefSeq, a predicted model, not a curated record
AUGACAAUCACAACAAAACCAAUAGAAACCAGGCGACGGCGGCGUCUGGAUCGGGAUCUGGAGGAAAUCUCGACCCAAUCGGGUGACAAUGCUGGCCGUGGGGGGCGCUUCCGUUCCUAUGGCUCGGGUCCCAAACUGUGUUUUGGCCCCUUCGUCAGGAAUCCCUCGAGCGUCUAUAUAUUCCGUGCUAAGACGACAGCAUCAACGCCAGAGACUCCCGGCCCGCGCAUACUAGAUGCCAAGGCCAUGUCAGAUCCGCAGUCGGCUCACCAUGGGCCCUCAACCAAAGGACCCUCCUCUGCGGGGACAGCAUCAACUCUGCAUGGCAACGAAUGGAUGCAGAAACUAGCUAGACUGUGUGGCCCCAGCGCUACCCUGCGCAAUGUUGGAACACCAAUGGCAGAAAUAGAGUCCAUGUUUGACUCUGUCUUCCCCCGAAACCCAGUCGAAACGCUUCGGGAUUUCCAGUCCGCUCAGCCCGUCAACGCGGUCCAGCUAUACGGCAGCAAUGAGGACAUAUUGGAUGCAUACUACAUUUUUAUACAUCCGUACUAUCCCAUUCUUCCUCCACCUGAUCGUUUGCCUGUCAUCCACAAUCCAGCUGGGGUAGACCAUCCUGAUCGAUUCAAGCCGGCGAGUCCGCUCGCGCUAGCCAUCUCAGCCAUGGUGGCGCUGGUACCCCAUAAAGAUGUGAAAAAUCCUGCCAGACCGGAACAUGUCAAGAUACGAAGAGAGGUUGCGUUGCGAUUUGCCGAAGCUGCAUAUGCAGCUAUUGCUAAGGAUUACCAGCCGUUACGGACUCCCGGCGGGUUUGAAGGCUCCUUGAGGGAUUCGAUCGGUCGGCCACCUUUUCAUUCCAAGCUCCCUGUGUGCCUGGAAGGUGUUAUUGCACUAUCUAUCCUAUGCUUCUAUGAAUAUGGCCAGCAAGGGAAUCUCGAUAACACGGCAAGGCUAGCAAAUGAGGCGUUGGAGAUGGCCUUCAUGCUAGGACUGCAUGAGUCACUGGAGGAGAAUGAGUAUGCCUUAGCCCGCCGCAGGUCAUGGUGGUUUGUGUAUAUGGCCGCAAGCCAUAUGGCAACUGUGACGGGCACGCCGGCUCCAUUCGACGUGUACGAUCCUUCAUUCGUGACCCCGUAUCCAAAGGGCUGGAGGCUCCGAGUUGAAGCCCAACAAGCUUUAUAUGAAGCUGGCAUUUUUGCUGUUGAGCUUGACGAGACUAUACGACGUAGAGAGGAUGCCUCAUGGAUUCAAAAACGAAUGACCGAGCUUGAUACUCAGAUUACCUCACUGUUAUUCGAGUGCCGAGAUACAUUGUCGGCAUCUCAAGGCCCACAGCCAAAUUGCGUCGAAUCCGUGGCGUCAAGCGCUUUGAGAUCGUAUGCUGAGAUAAAACUGCACAGCGCGCGAAUCAAAUUGCACCGGUACUGUGCCUUUCAAGAUGUGCCCAUGUUUUCUGAACAGCCAGGUCUGCACCCAAUCUCGCCCACCAAUGGAAACAUAGGAAGUAGUGCAUCCUGUGUUAGGACCUUGCCACAACGACCAGCAUCGAUACAAGAGUUUGGCAUCCAGUUUCCCUUCUCAGCGCACACAUCCUCAGUAAUCUGUGUUCAUGCAGCCAUAAAUCUUGUGACUUUACUGGACAGCCUUCCAUUCCCCAACCCGACCAAUGAUGUUUCUCCGACCAAUCUACCGUACAUAUUCCAGAAUUAUGAGGUUCCUCGAGCCAUGCCCACUUUGAUCAGUUGCGCCAUGCAGGCGGGCUAUACGAUGCUGACCCUGAGUUGCAAAGCUAGACCUUUUGUGACAAAAGUGCCCGAGUUGGAAGCAGGUGACUUUCCCUUAGCAGGUCUGAGGAAUGAGCUGGAACAGAGCCUGCGAGUAGUGGCCAAGUUCUUGGCGAACCAUGCAAUUGCCUUUGAAGCAAUUCAAGGAAUGCGAGAUGAGAUGAUGGAAGCGAUAGAACGUGAAUUCGGCCAGGUCUGAAAGAACCGAUGUUAUAUGUGAAAGACAGCACUUCACGUUCUUGGAUCAUUGCAGAUGGUCACCGUUGUGAGUGCAUGAUACGGAUUCACGCAGAGCACAAAACUUUGGUUGAUAAGAUCUUCUAUUCAAUACCAAGAAGGAACCUGAGAUGGUGCUGCAUAGAUGCACUGAAAUUUCUGGGCUUAUAGACAUAACGAGCUACUAUCAUACGAGAGGCAUUAGCGUACUGUUAGAAUUGUAUACCAAAAGUCUCACAAUACUCA